This is a messenger RNA of Stylophora pistillata, 3573 nucleotides long. Its product is annotated as transmembrane prolyl 4-hydroxylase. Gene Ontology annotation, molecular function: procollagen-proline 4-dioxygenase activity; calcium ion binding; iron ion binding. Gene Ontology annotation, cellular component: endoplasmic reticulum. The record is from RefSeq and is a predicted model, not a curated record. Gene Ontology annotation, biological process: peptidyl-proline hydroxylation to 4-hydroxy-L-proline. Lineage: Eukaryota; Metazoa; Cnidaria; Anthozoa; Scleractinia; Pocilloporidae.
AGGAGACUUGCGUUACAAGAAGGGACCGUCAAAUUGGUUUUCUAGCCAUUUUCCUGUGAAAUCAAGACAUGUAUUCUAGUCUCGCCGAUCCUCGAGUAAAUUUUGUUUUUUUGGCCCUGCUGACGGUACACAAGUUUUACUUUAUAAACUCUCUGAGCGCUGUAAACGGAAUGUCAAGAUCGAAUUCCACUCAAGAUGGGUCCCAAACUUGUGCAAAUGAAUUUCUUAAAGCUAAGAUUUGCCCGACGAAGAAUGAGGAACGUAAGACUCAGGACGCAAUUUUCCGCCUUGGGAGGCUCGAUGGCGUGAAAGUCGGCCACAUUCGGGAAAUGAAACUCGAAGAGAAUAAAUCACAUCCAGUUGUCACCCGCAGUAUGCAACCAUUGUUAUUCGAGAUAAACGAAUUUCUAAGCCACAAGGAAUGCGAUUUGCUCAUUCAGUUAUCCCAACGGAGCCACCUCACAGACAGUCUUACAACUAACGGAAAAGGAGAGGGAAUUAGUAGGGACGAAUUGGAGAAGAAGAUGGCAACAAAAAAUUUGAACCGCGAAAAAUCUAUGCUCUGCAGGAAACUCCAACGACCUGUCUAUGACUCUGAUCGUGACGAAAAAAUAACCCUACAAGAGUUUGUGAGAUUUUUGGAUCGAGAGAAGUACGUUUAUCCGACAAAGGAAGAUGCAUUGCCGAUAUUUUCUAUUUUUGAUUUGAACUCAGACGGGUUUGUUGAUGACAAGGAUUGCGCAGACGUCACUAACACAACCUACGUCGAAUUCCUUUUUCGGGUCGAGAAACUCAAAUCAGAUCCUCGAUAUUUUAUUCGGUUUAGUGAAUCUGCGGUGCUUUCUAGAGACAGGCCGAUUGUGAGAACACUCCAGAGAAGGAUCGCUAAGCUUACGGGCUUGUCUAAAACACUAAUAGAGAAAAGUGAAGAAAUUCAGGUGGUGCGUUACUCUGUAUCAGGCCACUACAAUGCUCAUUACGACACAACACACGGUCCUGGAUCUGCCAGGUUAAAGGAAUGCUGCCGUGAUGGACAAGUUACUCAAGACUGCCAUUUAUGCAGGUUCAUGACCAUUCUCCUUUACUUAAACGAUGUCUCGAAAGGUGGCGAAACGGCGUUUCCCCUGGCGGAUGAUCCUCAACGCUUCUACACGAGAAACUAUUCCUAUUCCCUCAAUGAAAGAUCAAGAUGCCGCGAGGCUAAUCUACUGAUCCAACCAAAGAAAGGCAAAGCUGUCGUGUGGUACAACCAUCUCCUAGAGCGUGACGGGGAUGAUCACAUGGGUGACCUUGAUUUGCUGUCGUUACACGGUGGAUGUGACGUCGUUGAGGGGGUCAAGUGGAUUGCGAACGUGUGGUUGAACGCACCCUUUAGAAAAGAAGGCAAUUCAUAGAUUGAACUUAAGUAUUUUAGAUCGUAAUUAGUCGGAUUACAAUGGCAGUUAGAGCGCUUUUCAAAUGAGUCUCGUAAAAACCAAAACCAAGUAAAUGGCCAAUCAGGAGAAAGGAAGAUCCCCUUAAGAGCCAAUGAGAACUUAAUGUAAAAGCGACCAGUGCCUAGAACGCGGGAAAGCGCGGGAAAACGCGGGCGACCAAGUCGUGAUUGGUUUUAGUUUUGCGUCUGAUUGGUUACGAUAGUGGCGCGAGCUUUCCGGUCUACCAAUCACAGAGCGAAGUAAAGCAAAACCAGUGUAAUCCUGGAUUAAUUUCGACACUCAAGUGAAGAUUGCUCCAUCAGGAAAAUAUUUACCGAAGACACUUGUCAGUAAAAACUUGCUGGAGUUGCAUUUCUCUCAUCCCCCUAACUCCAGCUAUCUUUGCAAAUUUCGCCCUUAGCAAUAAUUGAAAAAAUCGCAUGGCGGCUUGAACGACAGGAGACUUGUCAAGAAAAUAAUGGCUCUAUUCUUUCAUCUGUAGUGCUAAGAAAAACUUGCCCGAUUUUUUUUACCAGUUUGACAGAUCAUUUUACACCUCUAGAGCCCUCCAGUCUUGGCCCCUCAGGAAGUUCCCCCUGAAUUCUUGGUAUCUGAGAAGGAAGCUUUCCAGGCCUUCUCAACUGUGAAGAUCGGAAAAAGCUAUUGGUCCUGAUUGCAUCCCAAACAGGGUACUGAAGGAGUUCGCUCAAGAACUAGCACCAGUUGUCAAGGAUAUUUAUAACGCUUCCCUGAUCGAGGUUUAUUUUCCUGAUUCCUUGAGGGCCUCACUGCUGAACCCAACCCGCCCUAAAAUCUCACCCCCGCAGCAGAUAGAGAGCGAUUUGCGGCCCAUCGCUCUGACAUGCACUUUUGCUAAGGUGCUUGAGGGAUUCACACGUGACCGCUUGAUUACACAAGUGUCUCAUCAGAUCGACCCUCGUCAGCCGAGUUUGUUCGUUCAGGACAUUCCACCACUGACGCGUUAGUCUAUUUGCUGCAGGCUGUGUAUGAGGCAGUGGAUACCGGGAGUUGUGGUGCUAGGCUUUUCUUUGCUGACUACUCUAAAGGUUUUGACAUGAUUGAUCACAAUGUGCUGAUCGACGAGCUAAGGAACUUGUAUGUGCACCCUGUUCUAGUUAAUUGGAUAAUUGCCUUUCUGUGAAACAGGACUCAGGCUGCGAGGAUUGAGAACAUUAUAUCUGAGUGGAAAACUCCCAAGGGCGGUAUACCACAGGGCACUAGGUUAGGAGUCAUUUUGUUUACAGUCGUGACAAAUAGUUUAUUGCGCUCAUGGAACCUUAGAAUAAAGUUUGUUGAUGAUACCACAGCCCUUGAAAUAAUCCCCACGAACAGUGCCAGUCUACUCAAUUUUGUUACAAACGAUAUCUAUGCUUUUUCUGAAGAUCACAGAAUGAAAUUGAACCCUGCUAAAUGCUAGGAAAUGCUAAUUAAUUUUAUGAGUAAUCAUAAUUUUAUUGUGAAUCCUAUUGUAAUUGGUACAGUUGAGAGAGUCACGACAUAUAAGAUACUGGGCGUUUAUAUUAGUAAUGACCUCAAAUGGAACCAUCGCGUAGAAGUUGUAGUGCAAAAGGGAAACAGGAGGCUUUACUCUUUAAGGGUCCCUAUUAAGCAAUGUGGUGCGCCUCCAACUUCACUGGCUAAGGUUUAUACAACCACUGUUCGUCCUGUUCUAGAAUAUGCUGCCCCUGUCUGGCAAAAUAUACCAGAUUUUCUAUCUUAUAAGAUUGAGAGCAUUCAGAAAAGGGCUAUGCGAAUCAUUUUUCCUUGAAUGAAUUACAACGAAGCAUUAAAUGUCCUUAAUUUAAGAACUCUGGGUGACAGACGCGCCCAUCUAUGCCAGGUUUAUAUUGAUAGACUCCGGAAUGAGAUUCACCCCUUGCAUUUUAUGCUCCCCAAACAGGAGGAGGUUGUGCAUAAUUAUAAUGAUCGUAGAUCUGGCAUUAGCCGCUCCACGCGGACUCCACGCGGACUCCACGCGUUCUAUACUUGUAGGACCGAGUGCACGCAAGAGUUUGUCACGCAUAAGUAUACCUAGUGGCUUGUACAAUUAUACUUCUAGUAUCUAUUAGAUUUAUUGUAUUAUAUUUUAGUAUUAUAUGUUUUGUAUAUAGCUCUAUAAUUCAGUCAUUCUGUAUAU